GUACGAUCAGAUUGUGUAAGGCAUCAUGGAGGCAGGUGUAGUUUUCCUGCUGCUCCUCGCAUCGCUGGGAGUUGCUUUGACGGACACUUUUCAUGGAGACAGCAUCAGUUUCAUGCCUCCAAAGAGGAACAGCGACGGCACAUAUAAGGUGACCUUUUUCCAUCGACAAAACAGCAAAGGUAACUGCAAAAAUGAGUCGACCUUCACGUGCGACGAUGGAGUUUGCACAACUUUUAGCAAGUCCAGUGUCCUGCCAACGGACAAGGAAGUCGCCACCAACCCCAGGUGGUGUCAGAGUGAAGGACGCACAACUGCAACCGUCUCCACCAAUAAAAACUCCUUAACUCUGAGGCGCUCCGGCUGCUGCUGGGAGCCGAACGUCCAAGGAGUUGGAGUCAGCUGGACGAGUUUUGCAGAGCUGGACCUGGGAACUCGAUCUGACACCCGCAGCAUAAACAGCUGUCCUGUGACCACAACAGUGUCUUCCUUACGGGUCCCUCAGAACUGUUUUUCAAAGAUUCGUCUGCUGGCGUACGAUCCGGACAGAGACAAAGUGAGAUGCCGCUACGCUUUAAACGCCACACAAGUUCCAGGCAUUACUCUGGACGAGACUGCGUGCACACUGACAAAGACAGGAAACAUCACCACUGGAGUCCACUUGUUCGUGCUGACGAUGGAGGACGUCACCACCAAAAACAUCACCGUGACUUACGCAGAUAAAACAACAACGUAUCGGGAGGAGUCCAACACCAGAUUACCACCUCUGUGCAAAGUGAAGGUGCAGUUCUCAGUGGAGGUCACUGAUUCGAUUCCAAACUGUGAGAUGGGUCACGUUCAGCCGACGUUUCUGUCCAGAACUCCUUCACAUGGUGACGUUCUUCACGCCACCGUGGGUCAGACGUUCCAGCUUUACGCCCAAGCACAGGCCGCCCAUUCCACCAUCCAGGACUUCCAGGUCAGCGGCCCCCACAACAUGACCAAAGCCUUUAAAGAUGAUCAGUUUGGAAAAGCUGAAGUGACCCUGAGCUGGAUGCCGCAGCAAAGCGACCUCAACAGAUUUGUUCCAGUUUGCUUUACGGCAGAAACAAAGAAAACCCAAUCAGAGAUGAGAUGUGUUGUUGUCAUGGUGACCCAGUCAUCUAUCACUCAAGUUAGAGCCAAGGUUCAGUGUGAACCCAACAAGAUGACGGUGGUCCUGGAGAAAGCCUCUAUACCCGACAUCGACGAGAACUUCCUGCAGCUCAGAGACCCGUCCUGCUCUCUCACCUCCAACAGCACUCACAUCACAGGCGUCAUGUCGUUCACCACCUGCGGCACAAAACUCGAGGAAAAAGGGGAUUUUAUCGUCUUCAAGAAUGAGAUCAACUCCUUCGUGCUGCCCAGCGAGGUCAUCGUCCGCAGAAAGACGGUGAAGAUCGACUUCUCCUGCCAGUUUCCCAAAGCCAUCGAGAUCUCCAGCUAUUACAGCGUCCGCAAUUCGGACUACAUCUUCACCGAGUCCAGCUUCGGCAGCUUCGGCUACACUUUCGAGAUUUUCCGCGAUGGCAACUUUACGAAGAAGGUGGAGGCAAGCGCUUACCCAGUGGAGGUCAAGCUGCUGCAGACCAUUUAUAUGGGCAUUGAGGCGACUUCAGAGCUGCCGAACGUGACUGUGUUUGUGGAGUCGUGCAAAGCGACGCCCGACGACAACCCCGACAACGCCCUCUCCUACGACCUCAUUAAGAACGGGUGUAUCCGAGAUGAGACAUUGAAAGUUGCCGAAUCACCUCAAACUGAGUUCAGGUUUCAGGUUCAAGCCUUCAAAUUUACUGGAAACUAUGACCAGGUGUACGUCACCUGCUCGGUCAUCCUGUGUGAACCUGGCAGUCAGUUCUCCAGAUGUGCUCAGGGAUGUCUGAAGGAUCCGUCCCGAAGGCGCCGCCGCCGAGGGCUGAGCAAGGAGACGGUGGGUCACUACAUUACCCAGGGUCCUUUGCAGUUCGUCGGGCAGCCGGUUCCCAAAGCCGCCGAGGAGGGCCUGAACGUUGUGAUGCAAAAUGAUGACGUUCCUGCCACAGUGAUUUCUCCACCUGCUGCUCCAGACACCAAAUCGAGCAAAGGAAGCUGGGAAUUUAAGCGGAUGCUCUCGUCCAACGUCACCGCUGUGGUUUUGGGCUCGGCCUUCUUGGUGUCUGUGAUGCUGCUGGCUGUGGUGAUUCAUCGCUACAGCAGGAAGACCAGAGUGGAAGACACCAAAGCUCUCAUAGCUUCAGACUACGAGAACUAAGCCCAGACAGUCUGCUCAGAUUUACCUUUUUAUUUUUAUUUUAUUCUCUGAAAUGUCUAUCUUAAAGCCAUACUCAUAUAUCCAGAUGUGCAAGAAAUCAUCCUUUUUCUGUUCAUCCAAAAAAAAACAUGAAUGUUUUCUUAAAAAAGUUACAAGUUACUUAGCUGACUGAAAAUAAUAAUUAAAAGACUAAAAAUGUCCGUAAAAAAUGAAGUAAAGCAAGUUUAUAAAAAAUGCCCAAUAUGAACAAGAGCAGCAUUUACAUAAAGGAUAAUCAUAAUUAUGUUUAUUUUAAUAAAUUUUUUAAUAAGCUGCUUUUAGAGGCUCUCAAAGAUGUGGAAGGAAACAAUAAGAGCUGCUCUGAAAAGUGGAAUUUCGGGUUGAAUGUGAAGAGUUUGAACUCGAGCUGCAAUGAUUGAUCGAUUAGUUGUCAACUGUUAAAUUAACUAUUUUAAUUUUUAUCUAAAUUUUUUGAUUGCAGCUACUUAAAUAUGUGUAUAUUUGUAACGGUAAAAUGAACACAUUUGAGUUGUGGACAAAAUCAUACAUUUAAGGAUGUCUUCUUUGAUGUUUGGAAACAGUUACAUUUUUUUUUUUACAUUUUAGGACAUUUUAUAGGCCAAGAAACUAAUAAUCCAGAAAAUAUUUGACAGAUAUGAUGUAAUCAUUGCAUGUGCAAUUGCACAUUGCAAAUGUGGAUAUUCUCUUUGAGUGGUAAAUGCAUAAGAAAAAACAUGGAAUUUCUUUUUGAUUAAAGUUUGAAAUUUAAUGGAAAAAAAUCCCAAAUUUAAGAAAAAAAACCUCUCAGAUUAAAGUCAGACAUUUGCAAGGAAAAAAAAGUUUGUAAGAUUCAAGUUGUAUUUUAUGAAAAAAAGGGAUUUUCUCUGAGAUUAAAAUAGGGAAUUUAUGAUCAACAAAACACUGAUAUUUUAUGACAUUAAAGUGGUAAAUUUAUGGUAAAAAAUGAUAUUUUAAGGUUGAAAGUCAGAAAUGUAAGAGAAAAAACAAUUUAUUUUUUAAAAAUAUCUAAAAUUCUCUCAUUUUAAGAGAAAACUGAAUAUUCUCUGUGAUUAAAAUUCUAACUUUACCAAAAAGAAAAUAAAAUCUAUUUUCUCUGCAAUCAUAGUUGUAAAUUUUACUAUCCAGAUUGGUUACUAUCAAACAAAACCUUUAAAAUACUCUUUAAAGUCAGACUUAAGAUGAAGUAUGUUGUUACUGUAUUGAAAAAAAAGCAAAUGUAGAUCAGUUUGGUUGCAGUUUUGUGUUGUUUUCAUGCUUGUAAAGAACUAUUUGCCUGCACAGCUGCAGCUCAGAGCUCACCCGACCAGUUUAACUCAGGUGCAUAUAUUAUUCCAUCCAGACGGGUUCUGCAGGAUUCUUUUUAUGCUACUGUCCUUAUUGUGUCGACUUUCUCCAGACAGGAUCCCAGCAGUUCUCUGCAGGUGUUCAGGGUUUGUUUGGUUCAGUACAAUAACACUGUACUGAACAAUGAGUGGAAAACCUGAACUCUGUUGUUUUUGGCCCAUUCCGGAUGGAAUAAUCAGUUGUUUAAACCAUAUAAAAAUGACUUGUAUUCAUUUAUGUGAAGCGUUAAAUGUAGUAACUGGGAUUAUUUACAAUUAAAGGGGAAUCUUUGAAGUCUUUAUCUUGUAAUAAACACAGUGUGUGUGGGA
Messenger RNA from Amphiprion ocellaris (clown anemonefish), 3939 nucleotides. Its product is annotated as deleted in malignant brain tumors 1 protein-like. The coding region runs from base 26 to 2266 and encodes 746 amino acids. The record is from RefSeq and is a predicted model, not a curated record. The transcript has 13 exons. Lineage: Eukaryota; Metazoa; Chordata; Actinopteri; Pomacentridae.